This is a messenger RNA of Amborella trichopoda, 492 nucleotides long. Lineage: Eukaryota; Viridiplantae; Streptophyta; Magnoliopsida; Amborellales; Amborellaceae. The record is from RefSeq and is a predicted model, not a curated record.
AUGGGGAGCCAUUAUUGGCCCCACCUGUCUUUUGCAGCCAUUUUAUGCUUCUUCUCGAUCAAUGUCCCUGCCACCACCUUCACCAUAACCACCGCCUCCAUACGUUACAAGUCUCCACCACCACCUUCACCGCCGCCUCCUUACAUUUAUAAGUCCCCACCACCACGUUCACCAUCAACCCCACCUCCGUAUGUCUACAUAUCUCCCCCCUCCGCCUUCACCAUCACCAUCACCAUUCCUCCUCCUUACACAUACAAGUCGCCACCACCCCCAUCACCUUCACCACCUCAUCCUUAUGUGUACAAGUCUCCACCACCACCUUCUCCAUCGCAACCUCCUCCUUAUGUCUAUAAGUCUCCACCUCCACCUCCACCUUCACCAUCACCACCACCUCUUUAUGUCUACAAGUCUCCUCCACCACCAUCACUAUCACCUCCUCCUCCAUAUGUCUACAAAUCACCUCCACCACCUUCAACCUCCUUUUGUUUAUAA